AUGCAUUUCUUAUCUAGGUUAAUCCUUUUCUUUUACGUGUGGGGCAUUUUUACUGCUCAGGGACAAAAGGCAGAGGAGAGCACAGAGGAAGUAAAAAUAGAAGUUUUGCAUCGUCCAGAAAAUUGUUCUAAGACAAGCAAAAAGGGAGACCUGCUAAAUGCCCAUUACGACGGCUUCUUGGCUAAAGACGGCUCGAAAUUCUACUGCAGCCGGACACAAAAUGAAGGCCACCCCAAAUGGUUUGUUCUUGGUGUUGGACAAGUCAUAAAAGGCCUAGACAUUGGGAUGAUGGAUAUGUGUCCUGGAGAGAAGCGAAAAUUGAUUAUACCGCCUUCAUUUGCAUAUGGAAAGGAAGGCUAUGCAGAAGGCAAGAUUCCACCUGAUGCAACAUUGAUUUUUGAGAUUGAACUUUAUGCUGUGACCAAAGGACCACGAAGCGUUGAAACAUUUAAACAGAUAGACAUGGACAAUGACAGGCAACUUUCUAAAACUGAGAUAAGUCAUUACCUAAAAAAAGAAUUUGAAAAAGAUGAGAAGCCACGUGACAAGUCAUAUCAGACUGCAGUUUUAGAGGAUUUUUUUAAGAAGAAUGACCAUGAUGGUGAUGGCUUCAUUUCUCCUAAGGAAUACAAUGUCUAUCAACAUGAUGAACUAUAG
Rangifer tarandus platyrhynchus (Svalbard reindeer) is the source of this 657-nucleotide messenger RNA. NCBI's taxonomy places the organism in Eukaryota, Metazoa, Chordata, Mammalia, Artiodactyla, Cervidae. The record is from the annotation of a GenBank genome assembly.